Messenger RNA from Gilbertella persicaria, 3564 nucleotides. RefSeq lists its product as uncharacterized. Gene Ontology annotation, cellular component: plasma membrane. NCBI's taxonomy places the organism in Eukaryota, Fungi, Mucoromycota, Mucoromycetes, Mucorales, Choanephoraceae. The transcript is spliced from 10 exons. The record is from RefSeq and is a predicted model, not a curated record. Bases 1 to 3564 code for a protein of 1187 amino acids. Gene Ontology annotation, biological process: phospholipid translocation; post-Golgi vesicle-mediated transport; intracellular protein transport. Gene Ontology annotation, molecular function: ATP hydrolysis activity; ATPase-coupled intramembrane lipid carrier activity; ATP binding.
AUGCUAGAACAGCAUAUAGUAGAACCCAAAGGAAAAGAGAUUUACAGCGAAACGCAACUGGAUGAAUCCAAUGAUCUCUUUCGCCGUUCCACUCUGAAAAAAAGACAACAGCAACAACAACAAAAACCACCUUUAAAAAGAGACAUGAAAGAAAAAUUUCAGGAUCUGUUUAGACGCAAUAAGCGUGUGACAGAUGGCUCUCCACGUACCAUCUAUAUAAACAGCCAACCACUAAAUGACCAACAAAAGUUUAUAUCCAAUUCGAUUUCAACAGCAAAAUAUAACCUUUUUACAUUUCUACCAAAAUUUCUAUACGAAGAAUUCAGUAAAUCAGCAAAUGUCUUUUUCUUGUUCAUUUCUGGCAUUCAACAAAUUCCGAAUAUUUCCCCUACUUCCAGAUAUACAACACUUGUUCCUUUGGUUAUUGUUUUGUUGAUCACUGCCAUCAAAGAAAUCAUUGAAGAUUUCGGUGUACAUAGAUCCGAUCGAGAAUUAAAUUCUCGUAAAUGUAAAAUAUAUGACGGAUCACAAUUUAUUGAGAAACAAUGGCGAGAUCUGAAAGUAGGAGACAUUUGUCGUAUUGAAAAUUCGCAAUUCUUUCCAGCCGACCUUAUUCUACUCAGCAGCUCAGAACCAGAGGGUCUUUGUUAUAUCGAAACGAGUAAUCUGGAUGGUGAAGUCAACCUAAAGAUCAAACAAGCCUUACCAGAGACAGCAACGUGUAUCUCACCUGCUCAAAUAUCUACCUUAACAGGCACAAUUAAAUCAGAACAACCCAACAAUAGACUGUAUAAUUAUGAUGGUACACUGUCAACGACAAGUCAUGAAUUAGGAGGCAAAACCAAAGAUUUUCCUCUUGAUCCCAACAUGCUGUUAUUAAGAGGUGCCCAACUCAGAAACACAAGUUGGAUUUAUGGUAUUGUUGUGUUUACAGGACAUGAAACAAAACUCAUGUUAAACUCGAGUAAGAAGCCAACCAAAGCUUCAAAUGUGACACGUAAAACAAAUAGAAAUAUCUUGUAUUUGUUUGGUAUGUUGGUGACCAUGAGUAUCUUGUGUUCUGCUGGUAGUUAUGCUAUAUCUGUACGUGAGGGAUCAAAUCGAAGUUACAUGCUAUUGCCUUCCUCUGAGCUUGCUUCUGAAUUUGGUUAUAACAUCUUGACAUUCAUGAUUUUAUUCAACAGUUUUAUUCCCAUCAGUUUAAUGGUGACCAUGGAAAUUGUAAAGUACAUACAAGCUUCCAUGAUUGACAACGACCUAGACAUUUACUAUGAAAAGACAGACACACCAGCAGUAGCUCGUAGUAGUAGUUUGAUUGAAGAAUUGGGGCAAGUGGAAUACGUCUUCUCGGAUAAAACAGGUACAUUGACAUGCAACGAAAUGGAGUUCAGAGAGUGCUCAAUUAGUGGACUUUGCUAUGCUACUGUUCCUGAUCCCGAUAAGCGUCCUAUAUCUGACAAUGAUCCUAAAGGACAAUAUUCAUUUAAACAGCUGGAAGAGCAUUUAGAGAACUCCCUAUAUCAAAAUGUGAUCAAUGAGUUUUUGACAUCGCUUAUGACUUGUCAUACAGUCAUUCCUGAAACCAAUGAGGAGACUGGAAAGAUUGUUUAUCAGGCAUCUUCACCCGAUGAAGGCGCUCUUGUGAAUGGAGCCAACAAUGUCUUUGAUUACAAGUUUGUGGCACGUAAGCCUCAUUCCAUUAGUUGUAUACGUAAAGGGAUAGAAGAAGAAUACCAAAUUCUGAACGUAUGUGAAUUCAAUUCGACUCGAAAACGUAUGUCGGUUGUGCUUCGUGGCCCUGAUGGCCGCAUCAAAUUGUACUGUAAAGGCGCUGAUACUGUCAUUCUGGAACGUUUGUCUGAUGACAAUCCUUUUGUAACAUCCACACUUGAGCACCUCGAGGCUUAUGCUUGUGAGGGUUUAAGAACCUUAUGUUUUGCUAUGCGCGAAAUAUCAGAAGAGGAAUAUGCGAAAUGGUCUGCCAUUUAUGAAAAAGCAUCUACAACACUUGUGAACCGUGCUCAAGAACUAGACGAUGCAGCAGAAAUCAUUGAAAAAAAUAUGUUCUUGCUGGGUGCUACAGCUAUUGAAGAUAAAUUGCAAGAUGGUGUACCUGAUACAAUUCAUACAUUACAUGAAGCCAAUAUUAAAGUAUGGGUUUUGACAGGUGAUCGACAAGAAACAGCCAUCAAUAUCGGCUAUAGCUGUAAAUUACUUACAGAAGAAAUGGAUCUAGUGGUCUGUGAUGAAGAAGACCAUAUGUCUACAAAAUCAUUUUUAGAAGAAAAACUGGCACAUAUUGUCUCGCUCGAACAACAUAUGCAACAUGAUCCCUUAGCUUUUGUUAUUGAAGGAAAAUCAUUGACUUUUGCGCUUGAAAAAGAUUUAGAAAAGACAUUUUAUGAUUUAGCCACACGUUGUAAAGCUGUUGUCUGCUGUCGUGUGUCUCCAUUACAGAAGGCACUUGUGGUUAAAGUUGUCAAAAAGUUCAGCAAGUCCAUUUUGUUGGCUAUUGGUGACGGUGCUAACGAUGUAUCUAUGAUCCAAGCUGCCCAUGUUGGCAUUGGUAUUAGUGGUGUUGAAGGCUUGCAGGCUGCUCGAAGUGCGGAUUUUGCUAUUUCUCAAUUCCGUUUUCUCAAAAAGUUAUUGCUUGUUCAUGGUGCUUGGGCUUACCAACGUCUCAGUAAAAUGAUCUUUUUCUACUUUUACAAAAAUGUAGCUUUGUAUUUGACUCAAUUUUGGUAUGCUAUUUUUAAUGGGUUCUCUGGUCAAACAUUGUAUGAAUCAUGGACCAUGUCUUGUUUUAAUGUGAUCUUUACAUUUUUGCCACCCAUGGCUAUUGGUAUCUUUGAUCAAUUUGCCUCUGCAAGAUUACUGGACAAGUACCCUCAAAUGUACAUUUUAGGACAAAAGAACGAAUUCUUUAACCAAAAGCGAUUUUGGGGUUGGAUUGUGAAUGCUGUGUAUCAUUCUGCUCUGCUGUUUUUCAUCGGUAUGGCUGCAUUUGUAGACGAUUCUGUAUUUAAACUAGGAUAUUCUGGAGGUCAGUGGUGGGUAGGCACAACCAUCUUCACUGCUACUUUGGCCACUAUUUUAUGGAAAGCAGCGCUGAUUACUGAUAUCUGGACAAAAUACACCAUCAUUGCUAUUCCCGGCUCAUUUUUGAUCUGGUUCAUCUUUCUGCCUUUUGUAGCCUAUUUUGGCCCUUUGGUUCCUUGGGAGAUUUUCAUGGAAUAUUACGGCAUUGUACCCUUAUUAUUUGGUAAUCUAAACUUUUGGCUUUUCGUCAUUGUGGUGCCUUUGGGUUGUAUCUUGCGUGAUUAUAUUUGGAAAUAUAUUAAGCGCAUGUAUCGACCUCAAAGCUAUCAUUAUAUUCAAGAGAUUCAAAAAUACAAUCUGCCAGAUUAUAGACCUCGUAUGGAUCGUUUCCGUCGGGCAGUAAACAAGGUACGCAAAAUUCAAAGGCUCAAGCAAUCGCGUGGUUUUGCUUUUACACAAAAUGAAAAUGACCAAUCAAGAAUUAUUCGCAUGUACGAUACAACACAACAAAAACCUUCUGGAUAG